Fragaria vesca subsp. vesca is the source of this 1572-nucleotide messenger RNA. RefSeq names its product spermine synthase-like. Bases 231 to 1340 code for a protein of 369 amino acids. Gene Ontology annotation, molecular function: spermidine synthase activity. The transcript has 11 exons. Gene Ontology annotation, cellular component: cytosol. Lineage: Eukaryota; Viridiplantae; Streptophyta; Magnoliopsida; Rosales; Rosaceae. Gene Ontology annotation, biological process: spermidine biosynthetic process. The record is from RefSeq and is a predicted model, not a curated record.
GAACUGGGCAGAGAACACAGAAAGCCAGAGAAGCCAGAUAGAGCUGGUUAUAGAAUCUAGAAACACACAGAGAGAAACUCAUACUGUGUAACUCUGACUAUCAUCACAAACUAAAUAGAUUCCAGAGCCUCUUUAGCUAUCUGUUGCAGCUUCUCCAAUUUUCACAGCAAAACCCAAUUCUUUCUCUCAUCAACGUCAGAGACUGGAGUCGGGGAAGAAAAAGAUAGUUUAUGGGGGAAGACGCAGGAAGAGGUUUGGAAUGCCAGAAGACUAUGGAUGGGAAGGGGAGCAACAGAAACGGUUCAGAGAAGGCCAUCCCUUCUUGUUGCUUGAAGGCUAGGGCUUCAGACCCUGAGGCUGAUGCAAUAUGCCAUUCUACUGUUGUUUCUGGGUGGUUUUCAGAAUCCCAAUCUCGCGCAGAUAAGGCUAGUAAAAAGACUUACUUCAACAAUCCGAUGUGGCCUGGUGAAGCCCACUCAUUGAAAGUAGAAAAUAUUCUAUACAAGGGAAAAUCAGAGUUCCAAGAGGUUUUGGUUUUCGAGUCUUCAACAUAUGGAAAAGUGCUUGUUCUUGAUGGCAUUAUUCAGCUGAGUGAGAAGGAUGAAUGUGCAUACCAGGAGAUGAUAACUCAUCUACCUCUUUGUUCGAUUCCCUCCCCCAAAAAUGUUCUGGUUGUGGGUGGUGGUGAUGGCGGAGUUCUUAGGGAGAUUUCGCGCCAUUCGUCUGUUGAGCAUAUUGAUAUAUGUGAGAUAGAUCAGUUGGUUAUAGAUGUGUCUAAAAAGUUUUUUCCAGAGUUAGCUGUUGGAUUUGAGGACCCUCGUGUCCAUCUUCAUGUCGGUGAUGCUACUGAAUUCCUAAGGAAUGCACCUAAAGGGAAAUAUGAUGCUGUAAUUGUUGAUUCAUCAGAUCCUGUAGGUCCUGCUCAGGAGCUUGUAGAGAAGCCAUUUUUUGAGACAGUAGCUAGAGCAUUAAGGCCUGGCGGUGUUCUAUGUAACAUGGCAGAGAGUAUGUGGCUCCAUACACAUCUUAUUGAGGAUAUGAUCUCUGUUUGCCAGCUAACAUUCAAGGGGUCAGUUAACUAUGCAUGGACGAGUGUUCCCACAUAUCCAAGUGGUGUUAUAGGUUUUCUGCUAUGUUCAACAGAAGGGCCUCCUGUUGAUUUUAAAAAUCCAGUCAAUUCCAUUGAGAAAUUGGCAGGAGCUGUCAACCACAAAAGAGAACUUCGGUUCUAUAACUCUGAGAUGCACUCAGCUGCCUUUGCCUUGCCUGCAUUUUUGAGGAGGGAGGUGAGCGCACUCCAUGAUUCUUCAAAUCCAGCAAGACGAAAUGGCUCGUCCUAGUAAAUAAGUAGCUAUGACUGGUUACUCUGUCCUCCUGAUUAUUGAAAUGUGUACUGCAUGGAAGAAUAGAAACUAGGUAAUUAUCGUGUAGAUGGAGCUUGUCAUCAGUGGGGGUUUACGUUUUACUGUGAGCUUAUGUCUCGAGUGGCCUAUUUCUAUAUGUUUAGCCCUGUGACAUUAUUGGAUCUUAUGAGUAAUUUGCUCAGAAAUCAAAUAAUUAUGGAUUUGAAAU